GGCGACAAGAGAGGGGACCCCUAAGCCGAAACCCCGGCCCUCUCAGAUCCACCCUUGGAUUAGACUCAAGGCAGAGUUGGAGCUGGGCUCCUCGCGGCCUCGCAGGCACGACUGGUCGAGGCGGCCGGGCCCGCCCGCCCCGGGGGUGGGGACGUUCCAUCCGGCCCGCCCUGCGCGCCCUGGGGCGGGGACCGCGGGGCCUUCCGGUGACAAGGCCGCCGCUGGCUACUUCUCCCUCCGGUCCGGCGCCCACCCGCUGGAGCCGAGGGACGCGGCAGGGCUGCGGCGAGCCCCAGGGACGCGGCCGACGGCCCGCCUGCCCCCCAACCCCCAGCUGCUGCCGGCACCCCACCUCCCGGUACCCAGCCGGCCUCCUGGAGGGUGAGGCCCGCCGGCUGAGGCCUCCUCCCUUCCCGCCAGCCGGACGGCUUCGAGGCGCUGCGCCCGGAGAGAGCUGGAAGGGAUUGAGGCCCUAAGGCCCCUCCGCCGAGCCAACCUUUCCAUGGAGGAUGCUGGCAAGGACGCCACCAGAUUCACUGCCCAUUCUCUGCCCAGUGACCCCCGGCUCUUGGCCACCGUGACCAAUGCCUACUUGGGCACACGCGUGUAUCAUGAGACACUGCAUGUGAGCGGCGUGUACAAUGGGGCUUGGGGGGAUACGCACCGGGCGGUUCUGCCCAGUCCCCUCAAUGUCCAGCUGGAGGCCCCUGCAGGAUCAGGAGAGCAGCUGACCAAGACCUUCGUCCUGGACACUAGCACAGGCUCCUUUCUGCACACCCUGGAGGGCCCCAGCUUCCGGGCCUCCCAGCGCAUCUAUGCCCACCGCACGCUGCCUCACGUCCUGGCCUUCAGUGUGUCCAUCACCCGCUUGGCCACAGGGAGCUGGCCCAUCACUGUGCUGCUGCAGUCAGCCUUCUCCCCAGAGAGCCCGGACCUGGACCUGCAUCUGGGUCCUGACUUCCAGGGAGCCCGGUACCUGUACGGCCACACACUCACCCCUGAGCGGCCUGGGGGGGCACAGCAGGAGGUGCACAUGCUGUGGACGCCGGUGCCCCCAGCCUUGACCCUUGGGGAAGGGGAGGAGGAUGGGACGUGGGAGUUCCUGACGGUGGUGGGUGGCAGCCAGGCCGAAGCCCAGGCCUGCCUCGCCGAUGCCCUGCAGCUGCAGGCCAGGCACACUCUCUACAUGGCCCAUGCGCAGGCCUGGGCCCAGCUCUGGGCAGGCUGUGGCCUGGAUGUGGAGGGGCCCCUGCGUCUGCGCCAGGCCCUGCGUGGAGCUCUCUACUACCUGCUCAGUGCCCUGCCCCAGCCCGGGGCCCCAGAAUACGUCUGCCAUGGCCUCAGCCCAGGGGGCCUCUCCAACGGGAGCCGUGAGGAAUGCUACUGGGGCCACGUCUUCUGGGACCAGGACCUCUGGAUGUUCCCCAGCAUCCUGAUGUUGCACCCAGAGGCUGCCAGGGCUCUCCUGCAGUACCGCAUCCGGACGCUCAGCGGGGCCCUGUACAACGCCCAGAACCUAGGCUACCAGGGAGCCAAGUUUGCCUGGGAGAGCGCGGGCUCCGGCCUGGAGGUCUGCCCUGAGGCCAUUUAUGGGACCCAGGAGAUCCACAUCAACGGGGCCGUAGUGCUGGCCUUCCGGCUGUACUACCACACCACCCAGGACUUGCAGCUCUUCCGAGAGGCUGGGGGCUGGGAUGUGGUCAGUGCCGUGGCUGAGUUUUGGUGCAGCCGUGUAGAGUGGAGCCCUGAGGAGGAGAAGUUCCACCUGAAGGGAGUCAUGCCCCCUGACGAAUACCAUUCAGGGGUCAACAACUCCGUGUACACCAACGUCCUGGUCCAGAACAGCCUGCGCUUUGCUGCUGCCCUGGCGCAGGACCUGGGUCAGCCCGUCCCCAACCAGUGGCUGGUGGUGGCUGAUAAGAUCAAGGUGCCCUUUGACCCGAAACUGAACUUCCACCCUGAGUUUGAUGGGUACCAGCCUGGAGAGGCGGUGAAGCAGGCAGAUGUUGUGCUCCUGGGGUACCCCGUCCCCUUCCCCCUGAGUCCUCAAGUUCGCAGGCAAAACCUGGAGAUGUAUGAGGCUGUGACGUCCCCCCAGGGCCCUGCCAUGACUUGGAGCAUGUUUGCAGUGGGCUGGAUGGAGCUGAAGGACCCCGGGCGGGCGUGGGACCUCCUGGAGAGGAGCUUCGCCAACGUCACGGAGCCCUUCAAGGUGUGGACGGAGAAUGCAGACAGGUCGGGUGCCGUGAACUUCCUGACAGGCAUGGGGGGCUUCCUGCAGGCGGUGCUCUUUGGGGUCACGGGGUUCAGGAUCACCGAGGCCGGUUUGACCUUCGACCCCAUGUGUCCCGCGGGGGUCUCCGGAGUGUGCAUCUCUGGCAUCUCCUACCAGGGGAGCAAGCUUGACUUUUCCUUCUCCGAGGGCUCUGUGACAGUUGAGGUCACUGCCCGGGCAGGGUCCUGGGCACCCCCACUGGAGGCUGAGCUGUGGCCAUCACAGGUUCGGCUCCCCCUGUCCCCAGGACACAAGGUCUCCUUUCCCUGCUCAGCUGGCCGGAUACAAAGGUCACACCUGUAGGAAGCAGGGGCAGCAAGUUCUACUCCAAGAGUUUCCUGGGAAGAUUUUUUGAAGACAUUAAACAUCUGCGCAGAGCCCACAGGACUCCCUCUGGGACAUCCUUGGGCCCUCCAGCCCCGCCGAGUCCCCCCCACCCUGGCCCAGUCCUGCCCCCUCCCCCAAAACGACCAGGGCUAUUGGCUUCAGGGAUGUCUCUCAGGUCCUCCCCCCUGGCCACUCCCUCUGCGGGUGCCCCCGCUGGCUGCACCCACCCCUCCUCAACGCCCUCCCAGCCUGCCGCCCCCUCCCACCCUCCUCCACAUGGCAGCCAGGCUCACGGGUUCCAAGGAAAGUCUGGAUUCUGUGGCCUAAGUUCAAGACUCUGCCUCUAGCCUGAGCCCCUCCCCAGCCUAACCCCCCAUGGAUGGGCAGCUUUCCUGCACCCUCACACAGCAUGUCUGCUCCCCCCCUCCCUCAGUGCCCCUUCCCUAGGACCCCACAGGCUGAGGUGGGGGAAUGGCCAACGGUUCUGCGGAGAAGACAGAGGCAGAUGCCGGCCUUGAUGGGGAGCACGGCAGGAUGAGGGGCGUGGGGGAGACUCAGUCUCCUGUGGGAUUACUUGGGACACCGAGUCACAGCUUCACCACAAAGGAACCUUCUGUGUCACACAAGGGAGCAUCAGCAACUGGGCACAGGCUGGACAAUGUCUGCUCCCCUCACCAAAUGUGGAGACCAGAAGACCAUCCCCUGCUUGGAGACAUGCACCCGGCUACACACAGGCUGACCCCUGCUCCCAGCCUCUGUGUCCAGCACGGGUUGGUCCCUUCCUGGGCCAAACGUGGAGCUCAGUGCUGGAACGCCGUCUCCAUCGUAGUCUGAGCACUGGCCUUGUCCUUAGUCCAGUGUAGGACCAGUGCCCAGGAAGGGGCAGUGCUCCAUCUCCACCCCAGGCCCCGGCCAGCACAACCGCUGGCUCAGAGCAGCGCACACUCAGCACGGGGCUGGGGUACCGCCGGCCUGCAGCUGGGACUCAUCUCUGCUGGCACGCUUUGGAGACAGCUGGACCAACUGUUGGCUGUCACAAGAGGGGGGCUACUCUGGGGGCUCCAAGUACAGCAGCUAGACAGAGACCCACGCCCCCAGCCCAGGCAGGAUGGGCAGGCAAAGGGAGGGAAGGGACCACGGGUUGGGUACUCGGAGCCCUGAGCCACCCUGUGGUUAAGGCCCCUGCAAUUAGCCUGCCCUGUCAUUGGCCCGGCCACAGCAAGGCCCAGAGGCCUCACCCCCCAACCACACAGGGUGUGCGUGUGUCUUUGGCAGCCCCCACUCUGCCAGGCUCUGCCGGGGCUGCUGGGGGGUUACAUAAGGGAGGUAAACUGACGCGACGAUGUGCACUCACGCCAGAGGCGCUCGGAAAAUGCCCUCGCCGCCGCCCCCCCCCCGUCUCCCUCUCUGUACAAUCGUGCGUGUGCGGAGGGUGCUCCUGUGCACGUGGGUGUGAUGGACGUGUGCACGGAUGAUGGUGUGACCGUGCCUGUGUGCUUGUGUGUCUGUGUCCAGCCCCACCGAUCCAGGAAGGAGGAAACCCACUGCUGGGACAGAGAUUGAUCAGAAUUAAAGGGACGCAGGGUCACAAGGACAGAGUGACCCAAAGAAGGAGGUCAGCACAGGCCCAGCCACGGACAGGAACGUGCAGAACAAGGGCAAGUCUCACUGGCCAGGGACUCCCCUUAACACGUGCACACACGCUGACUCGGGGAUGGGCAGACAUGUGGACGCGGAGACGCACCACACGCAUUCUGAAAGACAGGCCGCUAAACCACAGAGCGGCAGAGAUCAAAGCCCGACUCCCCAAACUUCAUUCUAAAAUACUCGGGCCCCUCCACCCAGAAGCCGCAGGCUACCCAGUGCCUAAGCAAAGGGGACAGUCGGGGCACCAAGCCGACAGGGCGGGGCGUCCACCAUGGACGCUGGGGGCAGUCCAGGGGGAUUUGGCUGCAGUGGUCCCUAGGGUAGCUCCCCUCAGGAAGAUGCCCUCCCCCACCCCAGCCAGGAACAGUCCUGGAAGGCACUUUCUGGAGCCAGGCGCUUUUAAUUGUGAAACUGAGGCUGAGCCUGGUGACUGGGGAGGGAGGAGCUGGCCUGGGGGCAUCGAGGUGAGGGUAAGGCCCUGGGGUCCCCGUGGAGGAUCUUCAGGGUCAGUGUUAGGUGCCCAGGCCGGGGCUGGAGGGUGGGCCUCAGGCCCGUAGGCAAGUCAGGGUUCCGGGUGAUGAGGGUGGAGCCCCCGGGGUUGGGGUCCCUGGGUCAGGGCGGGGACAGGGCCCAGCCUGUCAAUCAUAGUCUGAGUCGUCGAACUUGGUGCUGAAGAAGGCGGCGGAGCCCUUGGCCAGCCGGGACAGGUGCAGCGCGCCGGUCACCACCAGCGCCAGAAGCAGCAGAGGCGGCACCAGAGCCCACACCGCGGCCAGGAUGUUGUAGCACUUGGCUUUGGAGCCGAGCCGCCGGGCUGCUUCCAGAUCUCCGGUCACCUUCCGGUCUCGGGCCUGCGGGCCAGCAGCAGGGCCAGCUCUCUACACGUGCUUGGGGCCUGGGUGGGGCCUGCCACCCGGUCCCAGGCAGCCGCUGGGUCCACACCUUGGAGGACCCGAGCUAGACCCAAAAUCUGGAUGGAGGGGUGUGGCCUGAGGGGAUAUUGCCUGGGCUCCACCCACUCCCUUCACCGUCCCCAGCUGGGCACAUGGGCUUGGCCCGCCCAGGGGGCCUUGGGUCAUGAGGGGCUCAGCCUAAGGUGGGGCUGAAAGGAGACCCUGCAUUCUCCCACUCCAGCUAUGGACCCAGUGGCCCUCCCAGGCCAGCAUCAGCCUCCAAGGACCAACGAGGGUAGGGAGUCCUCAGCGGUGCUGAGAGCGUUUGAUGGAAGAGACCCCCUUGGGUAAGGCCCCAUCGACCCUGGGCGCUUUGGGACAAACUAGACCCCCCCUUUCGUUUUUAUGAACGGCACCCCAGCCUCAGUGGAGAAGCCCUCAUGAGGGAGGGUCUCCCACCACCGUCAGGCUGACGGACGGCCCCGUGGAGACUCCUGCACCCCAACUUGAUAAGCAGCCCCCAUGAAACGCUCUUGGGCCCCCUCGAAGCGCCCCAAGGCCCACCUUGAUGGAGUAGGCCAGCGCCAGGAAGCCGAGGCAGCACGGGUUCAGGUAGAGGGUGCUGAACACCGACCAGAUCAAGUGGUCUCGAGGUGGGGGUCGCGGCGCCCCCAGCGUGAGGGCCGUGUGGGCGGUGCCGUCGGCCUUGCGGGGCGUCGGGGCCCGGGGGUCCUCGCGGGGGUACGACGUGUCCAUGGGUUCCAGCGCCGUCUCCUCGCUCGGACUCCUGCUUCGAGGGUGGGCGCCCCGGCCGCUUAUAGCCCCCGCCGCCGCCCGGCUGACCGGCCCGCCGCUAAAUUUAACGACAAAUGACAGCCCGGAGCUGAGCGGUCGGCCCCGCCCGCCCGCCCCGCCGCCCCGCCGCCCCGCCGCC
This is a messenger RNA of Eubalaena glacialis (North Atlantic right whale), 6076 nucleotides long. It is a transcript of the gene PGGHG, whose product is annotated as protein-glucosylgalactosylhydroxylysine glucosidase. The record is from RefSeq and is a predicted model, not a curated record. Bases 503 to 2578 code for a protein of 691 amino acids. Gene Ontology annotation, biological process: carbohydrate metabolic process. Gene Ontology annotation, molecular function: catalytic activity. The transcript has 15 exons. NCBI's taxonomy places the organism in Eukaryota, Metazoa, Chordata, Mammalia, Artiodactyla, Balaenidae.